Seriola dumerili (greater amberjack) is the source of this 2306-nucleotide messenger RNA. RefSeq names its product TSC22 domain family protein 1-like. Gene Ontology annotation, biological process: regulation of transcription by RNA polymerase II. The transcript is spliced from 3 exons. The record is from RefSeq and is a predicted model, not a curated record. NCBI's taxonomy places the organism in Eukaryota, Metazoa, Chordata, Actinopteri, Carangiformes, Carangidae. The coding region runs from base 187 to 630 and encodes 147 amino acids.
GGAGCUGCAGCCCGCCGUCUUUCAGUCUUUGUGUGCUCUGUCCCGGCUGCGAGCGCUGCGGUCGCCCGGAGAGCCGACCCAACACCCUGCCCUCAAUAAUGCGCUAUUUUUCUACUUUUAUACCGCUGGAUUCCCAGUUUGUACAGCCGAUGAAUCGCCUGGGGGUUUUUUAAUGGACGGGGUAGUAUGAAUUCCCAAUGUUAUACAGUGGCGAUGGACCUUGGCGUUUGUCAACUGAGGAAUUUCUCGAUAUCGUUUCUAUCUUCUGUGCUCGGGAAAGAGAGUGCAUCAGUCAGGCUUGACAAUAGCUCCUCGGGUGCAAGUGUGGUGGCCAUUGACAACAAGAUUGAACAAGCAAUGGAUCUGGUGAAGAGCCACCUGAUGUACGCUGUGCGCGAGGAGGUGGAGGUGCUGAAGGAGCAGAUCAAAGAGCUGAUCGAGCGCAACACUCAGCUGGAGCAGGAGAACAACCUGCUCAAGACCCUGGCCAGCCCCGAGCAGAUGGCCCAGUUCCAGGCGCAGGUUCAGACCGGCGGUUCCCCCACCAGCACCGCCCAGCCUCUGCUCCCGGUCCCCGCCGGAUCCACACAAGUCCUCCCCUCCACACAGAACUCCGGCUCGUCUGCGUAACACAGAACCUGCACACUGGAGAGUCUCCUAAGGAUGAGCAAUAGGGGGGAUGGAAGGAAGAAGAUGAGGAGAAGGAAGAGGAGGAAGGAGUCUUGCCAUACUGUGAACUAACUCUAGCAUCAAGACCGACUAUGCCACCGUCUCAAGGACACUUCAACUUAACCGGAGGACGAAACAACUUUCCUUUGUUGCACAUUUUAUUUAAUUGAAAGACUUUGGAGUUGCACCGGUGUGUGUGUGUGUGUGUGUCCGCUUUGUCUCCGUCUUUUAUUACCUGCUUCAGACAAUCGUUGUCGUCGUGCUGGUCGCCGUGGUGAUGAUGAGGAAAAGGAUAGAGCUGACAGGAACUGAUAGUCGACCCUUACAGCCAGCGCCGCCACUGUUCAGGGCCACCAGAGGAAGGAGGAGCUAACCCAGGGCUCGGCCAAUCAGGGGAGCACGCUGCACGCUCUUGUCAGUGCCGUUGAAUCCCUCGCAGUGUGAACCGUGGAAAGUGUGCCAUCGUCUUGCCCCCGCCCCACUUCAACUCAUCGCUGUCCAUCUGCACACAGUUUUUUACUCAGCAUCUGCUUAUUUCUUUUUUCCGUUUGCACUUUUUUCAGACGAUGUUGACAGCGGACGAACUUUACAGAUUCGUACAACCCAUCUGGAAUGGGAGUCAAAUAAACCAGCCGACUUUUUUCUGGGUCUCAAUCCUCACAGUAUCUGAAGACGACAAGAUUUUCUGCGCUGAGGCGGGGUUAUAAAGAAAUUUCUGCUAUAUAUAUAUAUAUAUAUAUAUAUUAGCUGCGUCUCCUUGUUCACUUUAAGAACUCUGUGUUCUUUUCGAGGUUAGCGUCGCCAUCCCCACCCUUAAGGCACCCUCCCCCCUUCUUGGAUGGAGCAUUAAACAUUUAUGCAGGGAAUUAAUGUUUUUUAGGGAGGGCUGGGAAAGGAUUGGGAUUUGGUUUGUCUGUUGAUCUUCUUGCUCUUAUUGAUGUAAUAAAUGUCCUAGUGGUCUGUAAAAAUAAAUGAUGGAAAGGUGAAUAAAUAGGACAUGACUGUUUCUAGGUAGUGAACUUUGUACAUAUGAAAAAUUUCCAAUUAAACUCUGCCAAGUGCCUGGUUUCUAACCAUAGAUACAUAUAUAAGCUUUUUUUAGUUGUUUUAUUCAUAUAUUUGUGUAUAUAUAUAUCUAUGGUUUUGCCAGGUUUUGAACUACCUGUGAUGUCAUUACUCAGGGUGGGACCACAAGAGGAUUAUUUACCUCCACACUAAGAUGCUGUCUCUCCUGCAGUGACACACGGCCUCGUACUGUAUGUGAACUCUCCUCUGCCGCCGCUUAAAACUCACUCGCUCAAAUGAUCUGGACUGUUUUACCAUUUGGGGACGUGUGUAGUUGUUUUUUUUAACGAAUGACUGUUUUUUUUUUUUGUUUUUUUUUUUGUUUCUUCCUUUGUUUUUUUUCUUCUUCUUUUUUGUCUUUUGUACAGCCAAGUGUUUUGAGUUGCUCAUAGUGCAACUGGAGCGCUGAACACAAUAAUGAGAUACUUGGCAAAAGAAAAAAAAAAAAGGAAAAUGCCUAGCAGAAGUAUGUCGAUGUUUGUGCAUGUUCCUCAGCCCAUCACAAAUGUGACGUUAUAAUUGCACUAGACAGUUGCACCUCAAAUAAAAAUAAAAACAAAAAGCAAAAAGUG